AUGGAGGCUCCGCUCCUCCUCCCCAUCUCCACCGCCUCAUCCUGCGUCGACAUCACCACCGCCGACGCCGCGCCAUCGGGCCGUGACGGCCGUCCGGCGCCCUCCUCCUCCCCUUCCACGCAGAGCAUCGUCCUCCGCCUGGCGGCCGUGAUCACCGUCGCGUGCGCGUCCCUGUUCGCGCAGCACGAGGCCGGCAAGGGCUUCGCCGUCGCCGUUGCGAACGACGCGCCGCGGGGCAGCGCCGUGGGGCGGCGGUUCGACCUGCUCUUCGUGUCCAACGGCCGCGCCGAGCGCGCCCUGCUGCACGCCAGCCGCGGCGUGGAGCGCGCGCUGUUCCCGGACCCGUCGUUCCCGCGCAGGCAGGUCCGCCGCGUCACCGUCCGGAUGGCCGGGAGCAACCUCACCGCGGGCGCCACGGUGCACGCCGCGGCUCCAGGGGAGUACGUCGUCACCCUGAGCCCCAGUCUCGUCGCGUCGACCUCCGCCGGCUCCGCCGCCGACGCCGCGCUGCGCCGCGCCGUCGCGCGCAUGUGGCUCUGGGACGGCCGUGGCGCCGCCCCCGCGCGCGUCACCGAGUCCAUGGUCGAGUACCUCGCCUCCGUCGCGGUGGCCUGCGAUGGCGCCGAGGCCGAGGCGGCGGCGACACCUCUGUCGGACGAGGACGGGCACGGGUGCAGCAUGUCGGCGCGGCUCCUGAGGCACCUGGAGGCGCGGCGUGAGGGCUUCGUGGCGCGGCUGAACCGCGCGAUGAAGGACCGGUGGAGCGACGCCGCCGUGGACGCGGCGCUCGGCGCGCCGGCACGGCUCACCUGCGCAGGGGCGACGACGACGACGCCAUUGACCGGUCAGGACGACCCCACCGCCGCCGCCUCCGCGGCGCUGGCUGGCUCCGGCUCCACGUCGGACGCCGCCCGUGGGUCCAGCGUGGCAAUGUGA
This is a messenger RNA of Miscanthus lutarioriparius, 936 nucleotides long. The record is from the annotation of a GenBank genome assembly. NCBI's taxonomy places the organism in Eukaryota, Viridiplantae, Streptophyta, Magnoliopsida, Poales, Poaceae.